Molecule: messenger RNA, 903 nt
Organism: Coregonus clupeaformis (lake whitefish)
Lineage: Eukaryota; Metazoa; Chordata; Actinopteri; Salmoniformes; Salmonidae
Product: CD276 antigen-like
Exons: 5
Coding region: 1-876 (291 amino acids)
Source: RefSeq, a predicted model, not a curated record
AUGUCUGCCGGGACAGUUCAGGUUGUUGGUUCUGCUGAGCCCAUUGUGGCCUUAGUUGGCGACGACGUCAUCCUGCCUUGCACCCUGAGACCCACCUUUAGCGCUGUGUAUCAAACAGUAGAAUGGCAGAGACCUGACCUAAAACCAAAAGAGGUGCAUCUUUACAGAGAUGAGAAGGACGACCUUGCGCUCCAGAAUCCAUCAUUCAGGGGAAGGACGUCACUGUUUAAAGAAGAACUAGAGGAAGGCAACGCUAGUUUAAAGCUGACCAGAGUGGAACUCUCUGAUGCUGGAAACUACACCUGUUACGUUCCACUGUUGGACCACCAGAAAACCACCAUUCAACUCAUUGUUGGUGAGUCAACACACCUGCUGACCACCCAAUCCCCCUUAAGAGACAGAUCACAUGAAAUCAAGGGUGCAGCGUCUCGACCAGUAAUCAUCAUUGAAGGAAUCAAAGGUGAUGAGGUGGUCCUGCGCUGUGAGGCUGAAGGCUGCUACCCAGAGCCUGUCAUGGAGUGGUGUGACGUUCAUGGACGUGUCCUCCCUGCUGCUGGACCUCCAGAGACAUCCAGAGACCGUGAAGGCUGCUACACUGUGACAAGCCAUGUCAACGUCCCGAAAACGGACAACAACACGUUCACCUGUCGGGUUCAACAGCCGGAGAUCAAACACAUGAAGGAGAGACGGGUUCAUAUUCCAGAUCAAAUGUUUCCUACGCAGUGCCAGUCCUCGUGGCUGACAGGUCUUGUUGCAGCUCUUGUUGGAGUUGCAGUUGGAGUUGCAGUUGUAGCUGGAGGUCUCUACCUGUUGAUAAAAAUAGGGAUGUUGACCAUCAGCAUGGAGCGUUGGACGUCAGUAAUGCAGAACCCUUAAUGAAGAAGAACAAGGAGACGACGAAGA